Molecule: messenger RNA, 1087 nt
Organism: Eutrema salsugineum
Lineage: Eukaryota; Viridiplantae; Streptophyta; Magnoliopsida; Brassicales; Brassicaceae
Exons: 5
Coding region: 39-1037 (332 amino acids)
Source: RefSeq, a predicted model, not a curated record
UUCUCUUCCGUCAUUGUAAAAGAGCUAAUUUCCUGUCGAUGAUGGAGCCUCCUCCAACGCACACAAGCUCAUCAAAAUCAGAAACUUUAUAUCAUCGCUUAGUGACUGGAGAUUCAGACCUUGAUAACUGGAUUUGGGUUAUCGAGUAUUUGGCCAAAUUCAAAACUGAGCUUUGGAUGCUUCAUGAUGUCUUUGAAAUGGGUCCUAAGCUUCCUGAUUAUCUUGGUGAACAUACCAAUGAGAUGGUAGCUUUCAGAUGCUUAGCGUCUUUGUUUGAUUGUUCUACUUCAGUACAUAGUAAAGAAGUUGUUCCAGAUGCUUACUCAAAGAUCGAGUUUGAUUCGUCCGAGAGCUGUGAGUAUGUACUUCAAUGUAUUUUGGAUGAGAUACCCUUGUCGGAACUUAAACCAGGUGCACCGGGACUAUCAAAGUGGAAUCUUGGACCCUUUAUCCAAAGCAAACUUCUUUGCCUGCCAAAAUGUGCUUUGGAACUGAUGUUAGAGACAUCGUGUGGGAAUGAUUCUGGAGUAUCGCCUCGUAAGGAGCAAGAGGAUAUGAGAAGUGAUGGGAAAGAGACUGGUCAAGUUACAUCUCGAGAUCUUACGGGGAGAAAAGUAGACAGACAAUCAAUUGGUCAUGGCCCUGGAGAUGGAGCUGAUGAGAUUAGUAGUAGAUCCCACGCGUCGCUUGAAAGAAGAGACGAGGUGUUACCAAACGGAAGCGAUGGUCGUGGUGUGUCAAGUCCCUCAGAGAAUAGAUACAGAUGCAUCCAAUGCAAAGAAAGUCGGAAGCUGCUGUUUUGCUCUGGGGAUGGCUGCGAAGUCAUGGUUCAUGAGAAGUGUGUCGUGGAAUCACCGCCUUUUUACGAUGAUGCCGGGAACUUUUACUGCUCUCUCUGUGCUUUAACAUGUGCUUCAGCUGAGUAUAUCAAAUCCCAAGAUGAAGUUGCUAAAGCAAAGAAGAGACUUAUUUCGUUUCUUAGUCUAAUGUCAGAGGUUAACAAGAAGAAGUCCAUUAUGGGUUCUAGUCUUUUGUAGCAUAAUGCCUUUACUCAUAAACUCUUAAGAUCGUCGAUAAAGAAAAAUUA